CCCAUUAAACUUGGACAUCUUGCGAUCAACUUAUUCAACGAUAACGUAACCCUCCUACUUCAAUUCACAACGGCAUAAGCAAUAUUGCAACCAUAAUGGCGCCAAAGAAAUCAGCUGCUGCUCCUACCGUGGCAGCACCUGUCACUCCAGCAUCGAUGACCGUUACCACAGCUAACACCACUACCGCCAAGACCACUAAGAGUGAGGACAAAGCAGUCUGGUGGACUCUUUGGGACUACUAUAAGGCGAAUACGCCGCAACGAACGAAGCUGAUCGAUGUGUUCAUGGGAUUUCUGGUGGUCGUGGGCAUCUUACAAUUCGCGUAUUGUGUGUUGGCGGGCAACUACCCCUUCAACGCUUUCCUCUCAGGCUUCUCUGCGACCGUCGGCCAAUUCGUCCUUACUGCAUCUCUACGUAUCCAAACCGCACAAGGAAACAAAUCCGAAUUCCCUUCGGUGUCACCAGAGAGGUACGUGCUCUUCCAUCCCGACUCUCACAUCUAUACAAGACUAACAUUUUCUCGCAGAGCAUUCGCAGACUAUGUGGUCGGAAGCUUGAUCCUCCACUUCUUCUGUGUCAACUUCAUAAACUAAGCAACGGCGCAUGGCGUACACCAAGGAUGGCAAGAGUGUGGAAACUGAGUUUUCGUUGGACCCGG
Annulohypoxylon maeteangense is the source of this 658-nucleotide messenger RNA. RefSeq names its product DAD family-domain-containing protein. The transcript has 3 exons. Gene Ontology annotation, cellular component: oligosaccharyltransferase complex; membrane. The coding region runs from base 96 to 593 and encodes 165 amino acids. The record is from RefSeq and is a predicted model, not a curated record. Gene Ontology annotation, biological process: protein N-linked glycosylation. Lineage: Eukaryota; Fungi; Ascomycota; Sordariomycetes; Xylariales; Hypoxylaceae.